CUCCUCCUCUGCUCUCGCCAUUGCCCGCAGAGCUCCAUCCAAUCACUGGCUCGCUCGCCGAGAUGCAAGGCGGUCGCGUCGGCUGGGACAGCGGACGCGCGCGCGGGAGGAGGAGUUCGCGGACCUGCCUUCCAUCGUGCGGGCCAGCAACCGCCGCCGCCGCCAGCAGCAGAUGCAGCAGGCGCAGCCGAAGAUCCCCUCGUGGGGCCGGCGCCGGCUGAGAAGCCCGCGGCCCAUGACGAUAGCAGCGAGGGCCUCGCCAUUCCGGACACCCCGCUCGCCUUCCCCAAGGACGCCGAGCACGACGAGGCAGAGGUGGCGGAGGACGAGGCCAAGGCUAGCGUGCAGCACAAGGUCGACCCUCAGCCCAUGUCUAUCGUCCACACUUUCGUUGGGCCACUGCCUUCAGUUUCCACCGCCGGACCAGGCAAUAAUGGAUUCAGAUGAUGAAGUUGAUAAUGCUUCCAGACCUCCUGCAGCUCCAUGUGUCCAAGGAAUCUUCAAAAAAUUAUUCAUACCCCAGAUCACCUACUUCACGAUGGAACUGCUCAUAUAUGCUAUUUCCAUUAAUGGGCAAUGGAGAAGAUGUGACACAUCACAAUAUUUUUAUAGAGCUUUUAACCUUCUUUACCAUGACGAUGAAUUUUCCAGUUAUCAAGCCACAUUUCCAUCGACCGACGUGGCUCUGACCAGACACGAAUAAUUUCUAAUCUCACCACAUGAAUGGCACUCUUGGUCUCAUCAGAUAUAAACACACAUGUUCUACUUGCUAAUGUUGAUUGCUCUGCUUGCAGUUGUUGUUACUUUAGAUUUGGUGACGAUCCUAAUUUUUACUAUCUGUUUUUAAUUAGAUUUUAGAUAAACUAAUUAUUUAAAGUUGGUGUCGUUUAGCCCACAAAUCAAUGAA
Messenger RNA from Triticum dicoccoides, 907 nucleotides. RefSeq lists its product as uncharacterized. The transcript is spliced from 3 exons. The record is from RefSeq and is a predicted model, not a curated record. Lineage: Eukaryota; Viridiplantae; Streptophyta; Magnoliopsida; Poales; Poaceae. Bases 173 to 703 code for a protein of 176 amino acids.